AUGGUGCGGCGCAUACACUUAAUUAGUGACGAACUAACAGAACAGCUGAACACUGUAAGUAAAAAAUUUGCGUGGUUUUCUUUGGCACUGGACAAGAGCACUGAUAACCAAGACACUGUACAGCUACGUAUCUUUGUCCGUGGAAUUGAUGAAAAUUUCGUCAUUACAGAAAAACUACUUGUUUUGGAAUCGAUGAAAAAUACAACCACUGGUCAGGACUUGUUUGAAUGUGCUGUGGACUGUGUGGAGAAAAGUGCCGUGUCAUGGAAUAGAAUGGCAAGCAUUACAACAGAUGGGGCCAGAGUAUUUACUGGAAAAAAUGUGGGUAUGAUUAAACUUUUAGAGAACAAGUUAAAAGCUGAACACCCAGACGGUGAUAUCUUGCCUUUUCAUUAUAUUUUGCGACAGAAAAGCUUCUGUAAACCUGCACUGGACCUAAAGCAUGUGGUGAAUCCUGUAAUGAGCAUGGUGAACACAAUCAGAAUAAGGGCGUUCUACCAUCUACAAUUUAAAUCUCACCUUGAGGAUAUGGAGGCUCAGUAUGGAGAUGUGAUUUACCACAAUAGUAAAGUGCCUGCAAGUGUUUCUUCUAAGAUUAGGGAUCAUUGGCUGAGUUUGGAGGAUGAAGUCACAAGAAGAUUUCAGGAUUUUAAGAAAAUUGAGCCAGAUUUAAAUUUGUUAUCUUAUCCUUUAACUGCUGAUAUUGAUACAGCACCCGAGGAGGUACAGCUUGAACUAAUUGAUAUGCAAUGA
Messenger RNA from Octopus bimaculoides (California two-spot octopus), 753 nucleotides. RefSeq names its product general transcription factor II-I repeat domain-containing protein 2-like. The record is from RefSeq and is a predicted model, not a curated record. Lineage: Eukaryota; Metazoa; Mollusca; Cephalopoda; Octopoda; Octopodidae.